AUUGGUGUUUACAAUAUGUCGUGGCGAAAAAGACCCAACGAUUUGUAUAGAUACUUCCUUGGGUCAGGUGAAGGGAACACAAAUGGAGUCACGUUCAGGUGAUCAAUUUUGGGCAUUUCGUGGUGUACGUUAUGCUCAAGCCCCUGUGGGUGAUUUGCGUUUUCAAAAUCCUCAGCCAGUUAAAGUCUGGAAACCCGAAAUAUAUGAUGCCACUGAAGAUGGCCCCAUAUGUCCCCAAAGAAUUUCUAAUUUAUCAUAUAUAUCCGAGGACUGUUUACGUUUAAAUAUCUACACUAAAGAUACGAAAGCUCAAAUGCCAGUUAUUGUGUAUUUGCAUCCAGGUGGAUACUAUUCUGGUUUAGCCGUUAGCCGCAAUGCUGGACCAGAGAAUUUUAUGGAUCGUGAUAUUGUAUUGGUGACACUUAAUUAUCGAUUAGGUUCUUUGGGAUUUUUAGCCACUGGCACAGCUGAGGCUCCCGGUAAUAUGGGCUUAAAAGAUCAAGUUGUGGCAUUACGUUGGAUACAACAACAUAUCGACAAAUUUGGUGGUGAUCCAAAUUCAGUAACAUUGUGGGGCUAUAGUGCAGGUGCAAGAAGUGUCGGUUUGCAUUUGAUGUCGCCCAUGGCGAGAGGCUUAUUUCAUCGAGGUAUUAUAAUGAGUGCCUCUCCAGUGUCACAAUUUAAAUAUAAAACGCACCAAUUGGAUUUGGCAGAAAAGCAAGCUAGACUUUUGAAUUGUCCCGUGGAAUCGACUAAAGAGAUGGUAAAGUGUUUGAAAAUGAAAUCCAUGAUGGAUUUUGUUAACACUACAAAAGACAUGUUUGAGGUCGGAUGGAAUCCAGUUUUAAAUUGGAAACCUGUUAUAGAAAGUGAUUGUGGUGGAAAUCAGGAGCGUUAUCUUAUAGAGGAUCCAUAUACAACAAUGUUCAAAGGCAAUUUCAAUAAAGUUCCCUUAAUAACGGGCAUGAACGAAUAUGAAUUUUAUUAUAUGGCAUACUACUAUUUACGCAAUGACACAGAACGUCAAUAUUUUAAUGACAAUUUCGCCAAAUACACGCCAAUAUAUUUCCUAUAUGAACGUGAAACACCAAAGUCUUUAACGGCUAGUGCAGCUAUUCGUUCAUUUUAUUUUCAAAAUAAAUCACUGGAGUUCCCUCAAUCAUUAGAAGCUUUUGGCAAACUCUUUGCCGAUGGUAUAGUUGGCUUUGCCUACCAUCGUUUCUUAGAAAUGGCUUCAAAGUAUACGCCCGUCUACACAUAUCAUUUUACAUAUAAAGGACGCUACAGCUUUUUUGUAAAUCCUGAAACUAAUGAGACUUUAGGCUCUAUGCAUCAUGAUGAGCUGUUGUAUCUAUUAAAUCUUCGUACAAGAACGCCCCAAUUCAAUAAAACAGAUCCCGAAAACGAUACUAUAGAGCGUUUAACUAGAUUUUGGUUUGAAUUUGCCAAAAAUAGUGAUCCAAAUAAUGCUUCCGAUAAUUAUUUAAAAGAAGUCGAAUGGCCUUUGUACUCUCAAGAUAAGAAGCAAUAUCUGGAAAUCGGACAAAAUCUUAAUGUUAAAUUUAAUGGUAUCUUUCAAGAGCGUUUUCAAUUAUGGGAUCGUCUAUUUCCUAUAACUGAAAUGUUAAAUUCUAAUAGUGAACAACAAUGUAGAAUUUAAAGAGUAAAAUUUACUACUAAAUAUA
Molecule: messenger RNA, 1685 nt
Organism: Calliphora vicina (urban bluebottle blowfly)
Lineage: Eukaryota; Metazoa; Arthropoda; Insecta; Diptera; Calliphoridae
Product: juvenile hormone esterase-like
Exons: 5
Coding region: 83-1660 (525 amino acids)
Source: RefSeq, a predicted model, not a curated record